This is a messenger RNA of Batrachochytrium dendrobatidis JAM81, 951 nucleotides long. RefSeq names its product rRNA-binding ribosome biosynthesis protein UTP23. Gene Ontology annotation, cellular component: nucleolus; small-subunit processome. The record is from RefSeq and is a predicted model, not a curated record. Gene Ontology annotation, molecular function: small ribosomal subunit rRNA binding. The coding region runs from base 10 to 936 and encodes 308 amino acids. The transcript is spliced from 5 exons. Lineage: Eukaryota; Fungi; Chytridiomycota; Chytridiomycetes; Rhizophydiales.
UGAUAGACAAUGAAGUUGAAGCGACACAAGACCAAUCGCAGAUAUAUGGCGGUUUACCAAAAUAUGUUUGGAUUCAGACAACCUUAUCAAGUGUUAAUUGAUGGCAAUUUUUUGCAGAUUGCAAAGCAAACUAAAAAAGACUUGGAUACUGCUUUGCCAACACUACUCAAUGGCCAGGUGCGAAUGAUGACAACGUAUUGCUGCUAUGCAGAACUUCGUAAACUUGGAGGUGAGCUUAGACCUACUGCAGCUAUGGCAAAAACAUUUGAAAAGCGUCGAUGCACACAUCAGCCUGCAGUAUCAGCCAAAGAGUGUCUUAAAGAAAUAAUUGGUGAAACCAAUCAGUUCAACUAUGCAGUUGCUACACAAGAUCAGGAGCUAAGAGCAUAUCUAAGAUCCAUUCCAGGAGUGCCGCUUAUCUACAUUAAUAAGAGCGUGAUGAUUUUGGAACCCAUAUCGAUUGCAACAUUGAAAAAAGUUGACGAGAUAGAAGUGAGUAAAACACUGCCAAAAUCCAACGAGAUUGCUAUUUCAAAGGAAGAGCAAGAUCAGAUCUUGCAAGUUCCUGUUAAAAAACGAAAGCGAGCAAGUGAGCCCAACCCACUUUCUGUGAAACGUAAAAAACCAGUAAAUCCAGCUCAGAAAACGUUAAAAUCCGACAAAAAACCUUUAAUCAAAACAACCCAAGAUGGAGCAAACACUGAGCUGAUUGCACAAUCAUCGGAAUGUAUGCCUUUGGAUCAGUCCAACAAAGAUUGCGAUACUUUAGAUGAAUUUUGUAAAGACUCUGCUGAAAAGGAACCCCUAACAAACACCACAGACACUAUACAAAAGCCUGCACGCAAGCGUCGUCGUAGACGAAAGCCCAAUAGUGCAGCAGAAGGAAUAGCGGGUGAGUCCGAUAAAGCCGAAGAUAAAAGCGACUGUCUUGAAUAAACUUGUGUUGAUUGG